AUGGAUUACAUGGCCGAAGAAUUAGAUGGCCAUUCUGAAGGGGUUGGGCAAUAUAGAUUAAAUUCAUAUUCAGAUUCGUGUGACAAAAUUUACAUACCGCAACUACGAGAUGACCACAAGCCAAAAUCAGGCCAAGGAUUUGAGUCAUUAGAUGAUGCUCAUGAGUUCUACAAUAAUUAUGCCAAGGAAGCUGGUUUCAGUGUCAGAAUCAAUUCUAGUAGGAAGAAUAAAGAAACUAAUGAAAUCCUACGAAAGGAGUAUGUGUGUUCUAAAGAAGGAGUGCCCGCUAAAGGAGUUGGUGAGAAAAAAAGGCGUAGAGGUAUUACUCGAGAGGGUUGUAAGGCAAAGCUAGCUGUGGUGAAGUCGAAAUCAGGAACCUAUGUGGUUAGCCUAUUUGUGGAGGGUCACAACCACCCAUUAACAAGUCCUAAAAGAGUACACUUGUUAAGGUCUCAUCGUACAAUGUCAAAUUCUCAUAAGUGUAUAACCCAACUAUUUUCAACAACAAAUAUACCUACACAUCAACAAUUUAGCCUUCUUGAAAUGCAAGUUGGGGGGAUAGAAAAUGUUGGAUGUCUAAAGAAGGAUAUUUACAAUAAUGAAAGGAAUUUGCAUAAUGGGUUGAAGGAACAUGAUGCAGAUAUGUUGUAUGAGCAUUUCCAACUAGAGCACGAAAAGAAUCCGUCCUUCACUUUUAAGAUUGAGGUAUUGCAGUGCAUGUGGGAAUCAGAAAGCACUGAAGAGUUUGACUCAAAGUGGAUGAAGAUUGUGGAAAAAAGUGAGUCACAAGAUAAUGACUGGUUACGAUCAUUGUAUGAAAUUCGUUCAAGUUCGGUUCCUGCAUAUGUGAAUCAUGUUUUUUCAGCUAGAAUGACAAGUAGCCAACGAGCAGAAAGUUGCCAUGCAUUCUUCAAGAGAUAUGUUUCCAAAAAUAAUUCUUUAACCGACUUUAUAACAUGGUUAAGCAGGGCACUUGUACGACAACGUCAUCAAGAGUCAAGUGCUUAUCAUAUUGAUAAGAAUGAGAAACCUGUGUUGAAAUUUCCACUAGAGAUGGAAAAGCAAAUGGCUGGGACUUACACAGGUAAAAUUUUCUAUGAAUUUCAAGAUGAAUUAUUGUGCACUUUGUUAUAUAUGAUUGAGUUGAUAAGUGAGACUGCCAACUAUUGUGUGUACAAAGUUAAGAGGAGAAACAAUGACCAUGGUUCUAGAGUGCGAGAAAUUGUUCAUGAAAAGGAAUUGGAUUUUGCUUCGUGUAGUUGCAAAAAAUUUGAGAGUCAAGGAAUCACAUGUAGACACAUCUUGGCAUUUUUGAAUACUAUGCGGUUCACUUAUUUUCCAGACCAAUAUAUCUUGAAGAGAUGGACUAAAACUGAAAAUUUAGACAGAGUUUUUUAUGAUGAUGGUCUAGAAUCAGAUUCAUCAGACACUGGCUGCACAGAGGCAACAAAAGCAACAUGUUGGUCAUCAUCAUAA
This is a messenger RNA of Prunus dulcis (almond), 1476 nucleotides long. Its product is annotated as protein FAR1-RELATED SEQUENCE 5-like. The transcript is spliced from 2 exons. Lineage: Eukaryota; Viridiplantae; Streptophyta; Magnoliopsida; Rosales; Rosaceae. Gene Ontology annotation, biological process: regulation of DNA-templated transcription. The record is from RefSeq and is a predicted model, not a curated record. Gene Ontology annotation, molecular function: zinc ion binding. The coding region runs from base 1 to 1476 and encodes 491 amino acids.